GCCCACAAUCAAAUACAUUAAAUCUAAUCUUAUCUUGCGUGACGCAUGCAGAAGCGUCAUUAAUGAUCUUGACUAAGUCUUGGAGUGUAUUCAAUGAUAUAAUGACUCAAAAGCGUCAUUAAUGUGUUAGGUACAACAUUAAAUCAUGGCAUUAACUUUUCCCAUUUGCCACAACUACCUUAUAGUGACUUAAUUCAUUUCCCUAAUUUCGAAUAUCAUUUGAAACUUUCAGACAAAAUAAUGAGUUGCACUGUUCAUUUUCCAUUAAUGGGACCAAAAAAAUGUGGCCAUAUAAAUGGCAUGAGCUAGGCUUCUUGUCUGCGCACACAACUACAAUUAGCACUCUGCAUUUGCGAUAUGGAGAGAGUUUCUUCCCAUUUUCUCAUCCUUGCACUACUCUUACCAAUCCAUUAUUUGAUGGAUUAUAGCUCAGCCAAAAACGAUAUCAACACCGAUCGUUCUUCACUUCUUGCCUUGAAAUCUCAAAUCACUUUAGAUCCUCAAAAUAUAUUGACCCAAAAUUGGAGCACUGAAGCCAGUGUUUGUAGUUGGAUCGGAGUUAUUUGUGAUUCACGUUACAAUAGGGUUACGCAGUUGAACAUAUCGUACAUGGGUCUUGUCGGAACCCUCCCGCCAGAAAUCGGGAAUCUUUCUUCUCUGGUUUCUUUAGAAGCGAACGAGAACUCCUUUCAUGGCCCCAUUCCCCCAUCUAUCUUCAACAUGUCAUUUCUAGAAGUUUUGGAACUAAGGAAUAAUAGUUUGUCUAGUAGUUUACCUCUUGAUAUGUGCAAACGCAAUCUGCAUAGACUCAAGAGGCUUCGUAUAUCUUACAACAAGAUGUAUGGGGAAAUACCAUCGAGUUUGGGGCAGUGUUCACAGCUUGAGUAUCUUUCUUUGGUAAACAACACUUUCACUGGAUUUGUGCCGACAGAAAUUGGGAACUUGACGAAGCUUCAAGUGUUGCUCCUUGGUGUAAAUAAGUUGACUGGAGUUAUUCCACAAGAGAUACAUCAUGUUCAUAAUUUACGAGAGUUGAACUUGAGUUCGAACAAGUUGUCAGGCACCUUGCCACCAACCAUUUUCAACAUGUCUUCCUUGGCAUGGAUUGACUUAUCAAGUAACACACUUAGCGGGGCAUUGCCUUCAGAAAUUAGGAACAAGAAAGCAGUACUAGAGUUUUUAUACCUUGAAAACAAUGCUUUAACCGGUGCUAUUCCGAAAGAGAUUGGAAAUCUUCAUAAUUUGCAGGACAUGUGGUUGGGUUCCAACGAACUUAGCGGAUCAAUCCCGAGAGAAGUGGGGAACAUGACAGCUCUGGGCAGCUUACGGCUCGACAAUAAUAGUUUAAGUGGAGUUAUUCCACAAGACAUACAUCAUCUUCAUAAUUUACGAGAGUUGGACUUGAGUUUGAACAAGUUGUCAGGCACUUUGCCACCAACCAUUUUCAACAUGUCUUCCUUGACAAUGAUUGACUUAUCAAGUAACACAUUUAGCGGGGCAUUGCCUUCAGAAAUUGGAAACAUGAAAGCACUACAGAAUUUAUACCUUGAAGACAAUGCUUUAACCGGUGCUAUUCCGAAAGAGAUUGGAAAUCUUCAUAAUUUGCAGGACAUGUGGUUGGGUUCCAACGAACUUAGCGGAUCAAUCCCGAGAGAAGUGGGGAACAUGACAGCUCUGGGCAGCUUACGGCUCGACAAUAAUAGUUUAAGUGGUGCUAUUCCGAAAGAGAUUGGAAAUCUUCAUAAUUUGCAGGACAUGUGGUUGGGUUCCAACGAACUUAGCGGAUCAAUCCCGAGAGAAGUGGGGAACAUGACAGCUCUGGGCAGCUUACGGCUCGACAAUAAUAGUUUAAGUGGUGCUAUUCCGAAAGAGAUUGGAAAUCUUCAUAAUUUGCAGCACAUGUGGUUGCAUUCCAACGAACUUAGCGGAUCAAUUCCGAGAGAAGUGGGGAACAUGACAGCUCUUUCUAACUUACUGCUCGACAAUAAUAGUUUAAGUGGUGCUAUUCCGAAAGAGAUUGGAAAUCUUCAUAAUUUGCAGGACAUGAGGUUGGGUUCCAACGAACUUAGCGGAUCAAUCCCAAGAGAAGUGGGGAACAUGACAGCUCUUUCUAACUUACAACUCGACAAUAAUAGUUUAAGUGGUGCUAUUCCGAAAGAGAUUGGAAAUCUUCAUAAUUUGCAGGACAUGUGGUUGGGUUCCAACGAACUUAGCGGAUCAAUCCCGAGAGAACUGGGGAACAUGACAGCUCUGGGCAGCUUACAGCUCGACAAUAAUAGUUUAAGUGGUACUAUUCCAUCCUCCAUCUGUAACUUGACAUCUCUUCAAGCUCUUCUUCUCUCAAAUAACAAUUUGGAAGGAACAAUUCCACAAUGCUUUGGAAAUUUGAGCAAAUCUUUGCUCAUUUUUCAUUUAAAUGUAAAUCAGUUUAGUGGUCUCAUUCCAUCAUCAUUUAGCAAGGGAUGUGGCCUUGUGUCCAUCAAUUUGAAUGGUAAUAAAUUGCAAGGACCAUUACCUAAAUCCUUGAUCAAUUGCCAAAGACUACGAGACCUCGACGUCGGAAAUAAUAGAAUACAAGACGAAUUUCCCUUUUGGAUGGAAGUCCUUCCAGACCUUCGAGUGCUGGUCUUGAGGGCUAACAAGUUUUAUGGUAACAUGUCACUUCCUUCGCAAACCAAGAUUCCAUUUCAUAAUUUGCAAGUUUUAGAUAUAUCUCAGAAUAGAUUUGUGGGCUCUCUGCCUCAAGGAUAUUUCAAGAAUUUCAGAGCAAUGAUAGAGGUAAAUGAAACAAGCUUGUCAACUAACGACGCCUUCUUUAAAGAUUAUGUGGACAUGAGGCUCACCUUGAAAGGUUUGGAUCAAUUAUUAAAGAGAUUGUUGUCGGACUUCACAGCAAUUGACUUAUCCUCCAACCGGUUUACUGGGAGUGUUCCACAUUCCAUAGGAAAUCUUAAGAUUCUCAAAUACUUGAAUCUGUCCCACAAUAACCUCAUAGGAAAUAUCCCUUCAUCUCUUGGAAAUUUGAGUGAACUUGAAUCUUUAGACUUGUCGGUGAACAAGUUGGAUGGAGAAAUUCCAAGUGAAUUGACAGGGUUGACAUUUCUUGCGAAAUUAAACCUUUCAAUGAAUAAUUUUGUGGGACAAAUACCACAGUCUAAGCAGUUUUCCACAUUUGAGAAUGAUUCAUACGUGGGAAACUUGAGACUGUGUGGAGUUCCGUUGACGAGAAAAUGCAACGACGAGAAUGGGCAUGGGAUGAAGCCACAAGAAGAUGAUGAUGAAGAAGAUGAGUUUGGAUUUAUAGAUGGAUUUGGAUGGAGAAGUGUGGUGAUGGGAUAUGGAAGUGGACUCAUAGUUGGAAUUGGAAUUGGUUACAUUAUCAUUAGAAAUGGAAGGCCAAGAUGGUUAGUGGAAUUCUUUUUUGGCAUUGGAUAUAAUAAUAAUAAUAAGAAGAAGAAGAAGAAGAAGAGACGCAGCAGAGCUACACCAACACCAACACGCAGGAGAACUUAAUUGAAGACUUGUGCUCGAAUUGUGUUUUCUUUUUCUUAUUUCCUUUGUAAUGGCUACGUUAGUGUGUUUUUAGAGUUUACGAAAUGUUGUUGUUUGUUCAAAUAUGUGAAGUUUUAAUUUUAUCUCGUUUAGGUA
Messenger RNA from Salvia miltiorrhiza (redroot sage), 3648 nucleotides. Its product is annotated as receptor-like protein 52. NCBI's taxonomy places the organism in Eukaryota, Viridiplantae, Streptophyta, Magnoliopsida, Lamiales, Lamiaceae. Bases 358 to 3513 code for a protein of 1051 amino acids. The transcript is spliced from 10 exons. The record is from RefSeq and is a predicted model, not a curated record. Gene Ontology annotation, molecular function: protein binding.